CAACUGUUGAUCACUGUUCACCCAGAAAAGAUGGUUCUGCCCUUGCAUUGUUUCCUUAAUUGCAGGCUGCCGUUCUUCUAGGUCCUUCUCAAUUAUCAAGAACGAUCUGUUUUGCCCCUUAAUUCACCUAGAUUUUUCAUUUUUUUGCGUGGCUUGCACAGAGAUCAACGCUAACGCUUGCAAAUCAAAUUGUCAAGGAAUUUUGCUGGCAUAAUUUUGCAAACCUGCUUUAUUCAACUGAUUUGUGGGAAUUCUUCUACUGGGAUGUUCUCUGUUAAAUCAGCAUUCACUAAGCUUUGCAGUUUUGAAGUGAAUAGCUUAAUUACUCAAGUUGUGAGACCAUGGAGUAAGAAGGAAGCUUGAGACCAUAAUGAUCACGCAAUGUGCAUGUUAAGCUAAGGACAAAUAGAGAUUUUAUGAUUUGAAGAAGAAGAAGAAGAAUCACCAGACACUCAGAUUGAAGUUUUGAGGUCAUGGAGCAAGCCACUGAUGUAGAGAAAGCAACGGCUGUGUAUGAGUUUCUUGAUUUCAAGCGCAGGAACAAGGUGAUAGUCACAAUGCGAACCAUCCGGAUACGAGACAUCCUGCCUUUGAAAAAGUAUGAGUGUGCAGGGUGUGGAGAUCAAAGAAAUACCAACCUGUUGCAAGAAAUGUUGGUCUUCAGUUUGUCUUAGUUGAUGAACAUAAUGAUGCAAUAGAAGGAUCUGUUAGAGAAGCAUAGUACUGCAGCAUAAUAGAACCUCUUUUGCAUAAAGGGCAAAUGUUCGAAAUAAGUGGUUUCUUCACAAGUCAUAGCCAAUCCUUUUUCAAGAUUGUGCAACAUUGGACAAGUCAAUUUCAAUUCCAAGACACAUCAUCAGGCAUGCUCCCGAGCUACCUCCACACAUUCCAAUGCACCGUUUCUUCCUGGUUGACUACAACCAUCUUGACCCCGCAUCAACAAUGAUCAAGUUCUUUCAGGGAGGAGGGUAUACAAGUUACCCUGUGGGGAGAUGAUGCACUUAGCUUGGAUAUUUAAGCUAUCAGGACAAGCCAACCACCUACAGUUGUUGUUCUUACAAGCCUUAAAGUAAAACAAUUUAAGACUUCAAAGUCAUCACAAUCAUAGAAGAUGAGACUAAUGUGACAACUGUUGUAUUUAUGGGAAAGGAAGCUGAAGACCUCUUCAAGAGAACCUGUGGGGAUCUUUUUCAAAAAAUAAAAACAAGAAUAAAAAAUAAAAUUAUAAAGAUCCGAACAAGCUGCCACCAGAGAGAUCCUUCAAGAACAGGGAGAGAUAGAACUGCUGAAACUAAAGAAAGGCACUAAACAAGGCUUCACUAUUAAAGGAAUCGUUCAGGAUUCAUAGCGAUUCACUCCCAAACAAGAAGACCACCCUUCAAGCUCCACAGCAAACAAGGUCUCACUCACAAAAAAAGAGACAUUUGGACACAGAUAGCAGGCCACUCUUCAAAUCGCCAUCACCAUCAAACAAAUUUCCGAAAAGGAAAUACUUACAAAAGUGGCUUCACUUGCUGCUCAAGAGUUCAAUCUUGUUUGGGGACUCAAAGGAGAAUUAACAAAGCUGCGUGAAUCAUCACUCUUGCUUGAAGCUGUGCUACAAGAUGCCCAACAUCCACAUCAAGAUCAGGGAGAGGCUGUGAAGCUCUGGGUGAAGAAGCUUGAAGACGUAGCUCAUGAUGCCGAUGAGGUGUUGGAUGACUACGGCUAUGAACUUCUCCGGCGUAAGGUGGAACUGCGCAACCAGAUAAAGAAAAAGGUGCAAUGUUUCUUUUCGCUUUCAAAUCCCAUUGUAUUUCGUGUAAAAAUGGCACAUAAAGUUAAUAAGAUCAACACAUCUUUGGAGAAGUUGAAUAAUAUGGCAAGUGCUAUUGGGUUAAGUGCUAGGCCAUCCAUAGAUGCAAUAAGCUCCAAUGGUCAAAGAAUUGACCGGGAAACAUACUCUCAUUUUGAGCAAGAUGAAAACAAUAUCAUUGGAAGGAAAGUGGUUGUGUCAGAUAUAGUGAAAGUCUUGACGGCCUCAAACAACAAUAAUCUUUCUGUUAUGGCCAUCGUAGGAAUGGCAGGGAUUGGAAAGACAACUUUGGCUAAAUGUGUGUAUGAUGAUGAUAAGAUAAACAAACACUUCCAUGAGAAAAUUUGGGUUUGCGUAUCUACUCAUUUUGAAGUUAGUUCGGUUUUGAGGAGGAUCUUGGAAUCUCUUAAACCAGAAAACGCUGCAGUACAAUCAAUAGAUGCAAUGUGUAGAAUUCUGAAAGAAAUGUUGAAAGACAAGAGAUAUCUUCUCGUGCUCGAUGAUGUUUGGAAUGAAGAUUCUCAAAAAUGGAAUCAUUUGGUGAGUUGUUUGUUAAGAGUUACUAACACCCGUGGAACCCACAUCAUUGUUACAACCCGCAGUGACAAAGUUGCCAAUUUGGUGGAGACACUUCCGAGGAAUGAUUUGAAAAAGCUAUCGGAUGAUGAAUGUUGGCUCAUAUUGAAAGACAAAGCAGUUCCCGUUGAAAGUCAACCUCUGCCUCAAGAUCAAGAGAGAAUCGGAAGGGAGAUUGCCAAAAAAUGUGGAGGUGUACCAUUAGCGGCAAAGGUUCUGGGACAUAUGAUGCGCUCUAAAAGGAAUGAUGGAUGGCAAUCAAUUCUACAAAAUGGAAUAUGGGACGUACCAGAAGAAGAAGAAAGAAUCUUGUCGAUUUUGAAGUUGAGUUUUGAUGAAUUGAAAUCUCCAUCAUUGAAACAAUGUUUUGCAUAUUGCUCAAUGUUCAUCAAAGAUUUUGAAAUGGAAAAGGAUGACUUGAUUCAACUUUGGAUGGCUCAAGGGUGGCUUCACCACUCUCCCAUCACAAGUAAUCUAGAGAUGGAGGAUAUAGGUAAUGAAUAUUUUAACAUUUUAUUAGAAAAUUCCUUUUUUCAAGAUGUUACAAAGGAUUCCCACAACAAUAUUACCAAAUGCAAGAUGCACGAUCUUGUACAUAAUCUUGCAAAACAUGUAUCAAACUCGAAGAACCGGCACUCACUGUUUUCGAAGGUAGAAGACUUUGAGAGCACAUUGCCUAGCUUUAAUUCUUUACGUGUCUUAAAUCUUUAUGAGGCAGACACUGACAAGUUACCAGACUCACUUGGAAAGUUGAAACACUUGAGGUAUCUGAAUGUCAUGAAAACAAGAGUCAAAAGAUUUCCCAAAUCUAUCGGUCAACUUUACUACCUACAGACAUUAAAAAUGCCUUAUCACUUUGAUGAGUUUCCGAGGGAAAUUGCAAAUUUGGUCAACUUACGACAUGUUUAUUAUGGAAAGUACGUGGAGGUUCCUGUUGGGAUAUUGGGAAGAUUAACCAAUCUCCGAUCAUUACCUUCUAUAAAGGUGGGUAAGGAGAAGGGUCCUAGGAUUGAGGAAUUGGGUGGUCUAAUCCAACUGCAACACGGCUUGUGUAUUUAUGGUUUGGAAAAUGUAAGAGAUGGAGAAGAAGCAAAGAAAGCAAAGUUGGUUGAGAAGAAACAUUUAAGCAAGUUAACUCUUGACUGGAAACUUAGUAGACCUAGCAACAAUGUUGACAAUGAGGAUGAUGUACUAGAAGGCCUCCAACCACAUUCUAGUCUGGAAAUUUUGAAGAUUGGAGGGUUCAUGGGUGUUACACUUCCAUCAUGGUUAUCGCUAGCCAGCCAUUUGAUCGAGAUUGAAUUGUGCGAAUGCAACAAUUGCGAAGGAGUACCAGCACUUGGCCAUCUGCCCAAUCUUAGACAUCUUAAGAUCAAGAGCAUGCAGAACCUCAAAUGUUUGGGAUCUCAUUUCUAUGGUUAUGAACACGUUUCCGAUGCAGUAGCUGGAACAAGUAAGGAGACACGAGCUUUGUUUCCUGCAUUGAAAACAUUACAUAUUGAGGAGGCCACACACCUGAUUGAAUGGAUGGAAGCGCCAACCGGAAGAGUAAGUGGGGUGUUUCCUUGCCUUGAGGAGCUGACUCUCGAGAACUGUAGGGAUUUGAGAAGUGCUCCAAGUCAUUUUCCCACUCUGAAGAGGUUGGUGAUAAGGGACAUGGGUAGUGGCAUGCCAGUAGUAAGCAUUCUGAGCACAAAACUGACCACUUUGACUUAUCUCAGAUUAAGUGAUAUCCAAGGACUUACUUGUCUGCCGGAAGGGAUAUUGGAAAACAACAAGAAUCUUGCUAAGUUGAGGUUAGAUCUUUGCUAUCACUUAACUGAUAUCACUCCCCAAGGGUCAGAGUACUGCUGCUCAUCUCUUCAGUCAGUGCAUAUUAGCAGGUGUCAGAAUUUGAGGUAUUUACCUGACGGCCUGCUCACACCCUCUCUUAAAAAGUUGCGUUUGUUUGAUUGUCGCAGUCUAGAGUUCAUCCCAGAUAGUACACGCGGUCUCAUAGCUCUUGAAGCAUUGACAUUAAUUGGAUGCUCCAAAAUAAAGUCUAUUCCAACUACACAAGGCCUCACAUCCCUCCAGCAAUUAGAAGUUGUAUAUUGUCCCGAGUUAUCAAGCCUACCGAGUGGACUGGAAUCCUGCACCUCUCUUCAGAGUUUGACAAUAACAAGCUGCCCAAAGGUAACAUCCAUUUCAAUCGAAAGUCUCAGUACAGCCCUCCAAGAGUUGACUAUAGAUGACUUACAGUUUCUUCCAGCAUUACAAGGCUUCACAUCCCUCCGUGAAUUGACGAUCGAAGGAUGUAAUGGUCGACAGUUUGGGCAGGAAUUUAGUGCCUCUCUUCAAACUCUCGUCUCUCUGAACAUAAUUUUUUGCUUUGAACUAGAGAGUAUUCCGAGUUUAGACAAGCUCACAUCCCUUCGCACGUUGGUGAUUACUAAUUGUUCUCGAUUAACAAGUCUACCGAAUGGAUUAGCAGCAUCCUCAGUCUGCAGCCUCACCAGUUUGAAGGAAUUGAAAAUUGGUUUCUUCUGGGGAAAGCUCGAGUCAUUCCCUGCUUUUCAGGUUAUACCGCAACUUGAACAAUUAGCAAUCUAUGGAUGGCCUAUGCUCAAGUCUCUCCCUGAAAACAUUCAACACUUCACUUCUUUGACCAUUUUGGAGAUGCAUUUUUUUGUGGGAGUGGUGGCUCUCCCAGAGUGGCUGGGCAACCUUGCAUCUCUUCAGUUUCUAGUGAUUGCGCAUUGCGAGAAUAUGAAGUACCUACCCUCUGUCGAAGCCAUGCAGCACCUCACCAAAUUACAAGCCCUAGAGAUCUUUCGGUGUCCUCUUCUAAGGGAAAGAUGCACCGAGGAGAGUGGCUCAGAGUGGCCUAAGAUUCGUCAUAUUCCAGAAAUACAUGUUUUCUGAAGCUAUAAGACACAACACCUCCAACAAAAACAUCUACGACUGUAUUUCCAGUUGGCAGUUGCAGAAGAUUACUUUCGUUCUAGUUUUAACGGUUUAGGCAGAAGAUUUCCUGGUUAAUUCUUGAAAUCGUCUUGAAGCAAGGGGCAUGAUUAUUAUUUAGGCAUAACUUUUAAGUGGGUUGUUAGGAGGCUCUCACCAAACAGAGUCCAGCAUUGCAGGAUUGGGCCAUAUGGAAAGUGAAGAAAAAGAUAAAAGGUCUAAACAGCUCAAGGUCAGCUCCAUUCAGGUUAAGAUUUGUCAAUGGAACCACAAUUUAAUGAUAAAAAAUUACCACACUCUCAUUAGAGGUUGCUUCUUGACACCACUUAAUUCCUAAUUGCUGUAAGUUUCCAAUUGAAGCAAGGACCAUCUGUUAUUAUUUUCGGCUUAAUUGGGUUCUGAGAACAUUUUGACUAAACUGGAGAAAUAAUGGUUGCAAAUUGCAAUAGGUACAAACAGAGUCCAGGCUCCAAAUGAGAGAAAUAAUUGAGGCACUUUAUGAUUUAUUUGAGGUGCGUGCAUGCAUGCUCCUAAUUCUGGGUAAGGAAGAGGUUCAGUUGUGGCGGUUUGAGGGAUUCUGGUGGGCUCUACACCUACCAAUUAUUAUGGUGUUCCAAUUUUUGAGGGGGUCGGUCUCUCUUCUUUCCUGCACUCAUUCUCAUUCUCUCAACCUUGCGAAGCAACUAUCAGACUAUGUUUUUCUGGUUGGCAAGAGAAUCCAGAACUUGACUCUUCCUUGGUGCCAAACCAAGAUGAUCAACUUGUUCGGACUUCGGAUAUAUCUCCCAGAUGUUCCCCUUUCAGAAAAAGAUCGUGCAUUAAUUUUGUGUCUUGGAAGUGUCCUUCAAAUGUUACACGGAAAGCAAAAUGAAGAUCAAGAUUUUCAUCAUUUUCGGUAUCAGGAUUUUGUCAGCAAUACUGAGGAAUUGGUCCUGUUGUACUACAGAGCAUCUCAUAGCCAUCAACUCUCACUUAUUUUGAUAGCAACAGUGUGAUAGGUCUUCUGGUCGUUACACAUUUUAUGGGACGCUGCUAAUUGUACCUUCCCUUAGUGACUCAGUUCAACAUUCUGCUCUAGCUUCAAAGACUUCAACAUAUUUUGUAAUUCGUUGUUCAUUUGAGCAGUAGAGUAAGGGUUUGAAUUCCUAUAGUCCUGCAUUUAGAAGUAAACUGAGGAAGCUGGUUUGCACCAAGGAUUGUUGUGGGUUUAACGACUUCAUAUAAAUGAUCUUCAUGUCCCAAUUUGAAUAAGGUUAGGGGUUGGCCAAAAAAAUGCAGCUGAAUUUUAGCUUCUAAUCGACAU
This is a messenger RNA of Rosa chinensis, 6617 nucleotides long. RefSeq names its product putative disease resistance protein RGA3. The record is from RefSeq and is a predicted model, not a curated record. The transcript is spliced from 20 exons. The coding region runs from base 1808 to 5275 and encodes 1155 amino acids. NCBI's taxonomy places the organism in Eukaryota, Viridiplantae, Streptophyta, Magnoliopsida, Rosales, Rosaceae. Gene Ontology annotation, biological process: defense response to other organism. Gene Ontology annotation, molecular function: ADP binding.